CUCUCUGGCUGUGAUGUAAGAGGAGGAAGAGGAGGAGGAACUGGGGCCAACAUGGCAGAGGAGGAAGAAGAAACUCCCCCGGCCUUGCAAGCUGUGCAGGAUUUGGUUGACCGCCUCUACUAUUUCCGGGAUCACUACUUUGAGAGCCACAGUGUGGAAGAUGCUGGGAAAAAGCAGAAGGAUGUGUUGGAGGAAAUGGAGAAGACGCUACAGCAGAUGAAAGAGAUAGAAGUUGCUCCCCAGGAUCGUGCUCAAAUGCUGAUGCUGAAGGGGAAGGCUUUGAAUGUGACUCCCAGCUAUAAUCCCCAGGCUGAGGAGCUGCUGUCCAAGGCUGUCAAGCUUGAUCCUAACCUGGUGGAGGCCUGGAAUCAGCUGGGUGAGGCCUACUGGAAAAAGGGUGACAUCACAGCUGCUCACACAUGUUUCUCCGGAGCCCUUGGACAUUGUAAAAACAAGGUUUCCCUACAGAAUCUCUCUAUGGUGCUCCGGCAGCUGCGGGUAGAGAGUGUGGAGCAGCAUGCCCAGAAUGUUAUGAACAGUGUCCGGCAGGCCAAGCUGGCUGUACAGAUGGAUGUGCGGGAUGGUCGCUCUUGGUACGUCCUGGGAAAUGCCUAUCUCUCAUUGUUCUUCAAUACAGGCCAGAAACCCAGUAUCUCUCAGCAGGCACUGAGUGCCUAUGCCCAGGCGGAAAAGGUGGAUCCUACAGCAUCCUGUAACCCAGACCUGCACCUCAACAGAGCAACGUUAUAUAAAUAUGAGGAGAAUUACAUGGAAGCCCUGGAAGGGUUUUCUCGUGCAGCAACCCUUGAUCCAGCCUGGCCUGAACCCCAGCAGCGCCAGCAGCAGCUCCUAGAUUUCCUAGAGCGGCUUACCACCCUCCUGAAAAAUAAGGGUAAGGUGAAGGGUAAAAAGCUGCAGAACAUGCUGGGAAGCUUGCGCCCCUCCCAGCUGGGUCCCUUUGGGGACGGGCGGUACCAGACAUCUGCAGGCCAGAAGGUGGCCCUGCAGCAUCAGCCGCUGAGUGCCCUGCAGCCAGGUGUGAACACGGGCACCGUGGUCCUAGGAAGAGUGUUGUUUAGUCUCACCACAGAGGAGAAGGUGCCCUUCACCUUUGGCCUGGCUGGCUCCGAGGGCCCCUGCUUCGCUGUCACUGUUUAUAACAUGGUGCAAAGUUGGGGUGUGCUUAUUGGUGAUUCAGUGGCUGUCCCUGAGCCACACCUCCAGCACCACCACAUCCAGUACCAGGGCAAGACCUUUGAUUUCCCUGGGAUCCGCGUAGAGACACCGCUUCUGCUAGUGGUGAACGGCAAGAUUCAGGGAUCCCACACCCAAGCAGCAGCUACCUUGGCAUACCAAGCACAAAGCGAGUGAGAUUGUGGGGAGGGGAACGGCGGGGUAGCUCGUCCUGUUGAUGGUGCCAAAGCGAUUGGAUUGGUUGUGCUCUGCUAUUUCUGGGUGAUGCCCAGAGGCUUAAUGUCUCUGAGAGGCUGUGUAGCCAUCAGGAUACAGAGAAUUUACAACAAGGUAACGGGAACAGAGAAUGGGGCCAUCUCCCCUUCAAACUAGGGUAGCUGGGAUGGCAGAUAAAAUGGAGGAGCUCAGAAGGGCACAGUCUUCCUUAUGGAGAGGGGUUGAGAGAGUUCUUCCCACCUUUCUCAAGACUCUCUCUGCUCCAGAUAAUCUUGUUCCUCUGACAUUGAACCUCAUUUGUGUUCUCCCUGUGUGUACCCUGACAAACCACCCCCAAAAGCUAAUCCUGGGUCUGGAGUUGUCCUAAGGGAACUGGGGCAGUCCCCUACAAAGAAGCCCAGAUUUCUUGUAUCCUCAUGGCUGCCCUGUCCUGCCCCACAUUCCCUUUUCUGUCUCAGUUCUGCUCCUUUUUGAUCCUGUUUGGUCUGUCCUUUCUGAGGCAAGUUUGUAAAAGAGCCUUGGGACUUUUGGCUACCCAACUGCUGAGAGUCAUAGGGUUGGAUUCCCUUGGAUCCUUGGAGAAUGGGUCUGACCCAGUCCUCUCCUCUUGGUGUAUAUAGAUUAGUUCAGUAUUUAUUUUGAAAGGCUUGAUCUGUUUUAUAAUUUUAUAUGCUUUUGAAGUUUUUUUUCUAAUGAAUAAAAUUUGUUUUUGAUGCA
Alligator mississippiensis (American alligator) is the source of this 2127-nucleotide messenger RNA. RefSeq names its product tetratricopeptide repeat domain 5 (gene TTC5). Lineage: Eukaryota; Metazoa; Chordata; Crocodylia; Alligatoridae. The transcript is spliced from 10 exons. Gene Ontology annotation, molecular function: protein binding. Bases 52 to 1371 code for a protein of 439 amino acids. The record is from RefSeq and is a predicted model, not a curated record.